AUGCCGGAAACAUCUCCAAGAAGUUUACCUGAUACUACCCUACUAGAAAAUUCACAAAUUAUUGAUCUUAAAAAUGAAAUUGAUCAAUUAACUCUGCAACUGACCAGUGCACAUAAUGAAAUUAUGGAGUUAAACUUAGAAAAUACAAAUUUAAGAAAAACCCUAGAACAGUACCAGAAAAAAGAAAGUGUUUACAAGAAACUACUCGACAUUCUUUCUAAAAAACCCAGUUCUGAUCUUACUGUCCAAGAGAAGAAUGAAUGUUAUUUAGAAUCAAAAGAAAAAACUGUAACUAUCAAAACUAAAGUCAAAGACAAAAAUCAAAUUCUUAUUGUUGGUGACCAGCAAGCUUUAGGAAUGGCUUCAGCUUUAAUGAAAAUUCGGUCAAGCGGCGGCUACGGCAGUUCUGCAGACGGUUGGUCGGCGGUGGGCGCCGUGCCGCUGGCGGUUGCCUGCGGGCGGUGGGCUGCUGAGGUGGAGGGUAGUAUCGAGCCUGCGCCCGAGUUGCACGCGCCGCUCCCUGCCCGCUCGGUUGGGGGGGAGCGCUCCUGA
Parnassius apollo (apollo) is the source of this 552-nucleotide messenger RNA. The record is from the annotation of a GenBank genome assembly. Lineage: Eukaryota; Metazoa; Arthropoda; Insecta; Lepidoptera; Papilionidae.